This is a messenger RNA of Papaver somniferum (opium poppy), 1287 nucleotides long. RefSeq names its product ubiquitin carboxyl-terminal hydrolase 13-like. The record is from RefSeq and is a predicted model, not a curated record. The transcript has 5 exons. The coding region runs from base 790 to 1050 and encodes 86 amino acids. Lineage: Eukaryota; Viridiplantae; Streptophyta; Magnoliopsida; Ranunculales; Papaveraceae.
AUUGAAGAUAGAAAAAAGAGAAAUGUUUCCUUCACUAAGAGACGACAAGGGCUAUUCAAGAAAGCCGCUGAUCUGUGCCGUCUUACCGGUGCUGAUAUUUCUCUCUUGGAAUUGACACAGUCCUAGUCCUUGUUGGCCCUGCAAUCUUGUUGCCACCAAAAUCUGCCAAGGAUGCUGAGAAAUCCUUCUCUUGCCUCUCCCUUCUUGGAAGCAUUCUUCCAAUCUACAAGGAAACCUCUCCCUUCUUGGAAGCAUUCUUGCAGUCUACAUACAAGUAAGGAAAACUUACUCAUGCAUUUCUAUAUUUCCUUGUGCAUCUUAUGAUUCUUACCUAAUUGGUUAUGUGAGUUGUGAAUCCUAGAGGGAAGUUAUUGCUGAAUUGAAGGCAGCUGGUGCUUCAUGGAUUCAGUUUGACGAACCCAAACUUGUGAUGCAUCUUGAUACCGGGAAGUUGAACGCGUUCACUGAUGCCUACCCUCUAAAAUCUACUCUAUCUGUUCUUAAUGUUAUUGUUGAGACCUACUUCGCAUACAAAACCCUCCACCUGAUUAGUUUUGGAAUUUAGAUAUGGGAAUUAGUUUCCUGAUUAUGAUUCUUGUCUUGUUCAGUAUUCUGACUUAUGCACAACUCUACAGGAAUUACAUCCUAUUCCUCCACCUGACAGAACACAAGAAGAUAUACCUCUUCUUCAAACUGUAUGAUCCGCAAAAAGAACAACUGCGGUAUGUGGGGAGACUUUUUAUGAAGGAAAGUGGCAAGCCUAUGUAAAUUCUUAGAAAGCUUAAUGAGAUGGCUGGAUUAUCUCCAGAUGAAGAGAUAAAACUUUUUGAGGUUGUACGCUUCCAAUAUCUGGAGAAACUGAAGGAAGAUGAUUUCUCUCUAGAGCUGUCGAAGGUAUUUACUUAUGAUUAUGUCACGGAAAGAAUUGCUCCACAUCUUGGUUUGGAUGACCCAACCAAUAUCAGUCUUACUCCUCACAACUGUUACUCGCAGCAACCUAUAGCUCAAGCCAUUAAGUACCAAGGUUUUGACCACUUGUCUGAGAUGUGAUUCACCAUAAUCAGGUAAUUCAUCACUCUGAACCUAGUGUUCUAAGGCUUGCUCAAUCUUGUAAAUCAGAGUAGCUAUUACAUUUGAGCGCACCGCUGAAACUUCCUUAAAGGGUUAUCAAUCGACAUAAAUUUGAUAUUUUGUAUUUCGAAGUCUUGGACAUCCCUCUACCAGUGUUACAAGGUUUAAAAACUCUGAAUGUUUCUUUUCAUCAUGCAAAAAAAGAUGUGAGGAACA